Porites evermanni is the source of this 1665-nucleotide messenger RNA. NCBI's taxonomy places the organism in Eukaryota, Metazoa, Cnidaria, Anthozoa, Scleractinia, Poritidae. The record is from the annotation of a GenBank genome assembly.
AUGACCACGUGGAAGCAGCAAAAUAAUUGUUUUCCACCUCUAAGAACGCUAAUGGAAGACCAAGUAGCAUAUUUGCGGUCUUUAGGAUUAUCAGCAAUUGCUCUUCACGAUGAGCAAUCGGAAGAACGACUGAAGGAAGUGGAAAAAGGAGCGUUCACUUACUUAUUUGCAUCACGGGAGAAAAUGUUGAGCGUGGAACGAUGGCGCAAGCUUCUUUUAUCUGAACACUAUCGGAAGUUUCUGGUGGCGAUAACUGUCGAUGAAGCCCAUUAUAUAAGCCAGUGGGGUCUUCCUGGAUCUUCCUCAAAGCGCACAGCUGUCCCUUUCCGAAUUUGGUAUGGAAACCUGGGGGAACUCAAGUCACUAACUGUAAGUAAUGUUCCUUCUAUCAUUCUGACGGCCACCGCUUCACUAUCAACUAAAAGAGACAUUUUCAGGGCUUUGAAUUUAAACCAGUCCUCUUCCUUCAUCAUGGAACACAGUCCAGAAAGGCCCAAUGUGCAAUUCAGUGUGCGUUAUUUGGAUAAAAACUUGCCUGUUUCUUCAAUAUUUAGUACUUUAAUAGAUGAGCUUAGAAGUAAAAACGUGUCCUGUGAAAGAACAAUGAUUUUCUGCCAAACUCGCAAGCAGUGCGCUUUGGUGUACUCAGCAUUUAAAGAAAACCUUGGCGUUGAUUUUUAUGUUAAUAAACACCUUGACAGUAAGAAGAGAAUGGUGGAAAUGUUUCAUGCUGGAACACCCGAGGCUGUGAAAAAGCACAUUCUUUGUAACAUGUCUCAACCCAAUGGCCACAUUCGAAUAGUAGCCUGUACUGUUGCAUUUGGAAUGGGGGUUGAUUGCAAAGAAGUUCACCGUGUCAUACAUUUUGGCCCUUCUAAAAACCUUGAAUGUUAUGUCCAAGAAUGUGGAAGGGCUGGUAGAGAUGGACAGCCAAGUUCAUGCCUUUUGCUGCACAAUGGGCUACUUGAUGCACAUUGCAUGCAUGACAUCAAGGAUUUUGUUGCUAAUAGUACUGACUGUAGGCGUACUUAUCUAUACAGUCAUUUUCCAGGGAAAUUUACUUCUUCUGUGUCAGGUCACCAGUGCUGUGACAUAUGUGCUAAAGCAUGUGGAUGUCAACAAGAAAUUUGCAAGGAACCUGCUAUACUAGUUCUGGAUGCUACCGAAGAUGAAAACCUUUCUUCUGAAUCUGUUCGUUCAGUUGAAGAAAAUGACAAGGUACACCUCAGGACUGAACUGUUCAACUACAUGAAAAACCUGCUUCAUCAAAAUUCUUCAGGGGCUGUAGCUUCUGUAAAUAUGAUGCAUAAAUUCACCCCACUGCAAAUCAAGCAAGUUCUGGAUACUUGUGACAAAAUUAAGACACUACAACAUGUAGAAACUUUUGUUGAAGUUUGGAGAAGAGAACACAGCCGAGCAAUUUUAAGUGCAAUUCACCAGGUCUUUGGUGAUGUGCACAGCCGUGAAUUGGAGGCACCAGAGAGUGAAGACGAGGACAUAGAGGAAUUUGCACAAGAAUGGGCAGACAUCAGAGAUGACUCUGAACUGUGUCAGCUGUUAAGUGAAAGUGACUUGCUUAAUGUAGAUGUUCAUAUGGAAGACAUUGAUCAGUCAGGUAAUGAGGAAGUAAACAUGAGCAGUGUGAUUGCCAAUCUUUUUAAACAG